GCGGAUUUCAUUAAAGCGUAACAGAUUGCAAUCACCCUCACUACACGCUGAAGCGGUCCCGGACCUUGACAGUGAGAAAAGAUGAGACCUAUAAGCGAAUUGUUUCCGGACUAUUUUCAACUACUAGGCAUGAGCCUGAGGGUCAUGCAUCUCAUACCAGUACCGUGACAGUGAACCGUCAAGAGUUGGCGUGGGUCAAAUAGUGUCUGUUGAAACUGGCUCCCAUGCUGCCGUUCGCGCUGAAAGUUGUGUGGUUUGUACUGUCGUUUUCUGGUGUCUUUGCAUGCUGGAUAGUCCUAACAGUGUUCGCUCGCGCGACUGGGAGCUACUGGGGCCCAAUGUUGUACUGCGUCUUUGCGACGAUACUCCAGGGAAUUUUUGCCUGGGCAUGGUAUAUAACAUGAACCCGUUUGAUAUGCCACCGGCAUUUUGCAAAGCUCAGACGUUCAUCAUAUACUACUCCGCUCACUCCCUAACGGGAGUAUGUGCCGCGUUCACGAUGGCAACGACAAGCGCUGUGGUGUGGCCGUCCUCUGUGAUGGCGACUGCUUCGUCGACAUUGGCAUGGCGAAACCGUUAUCUUCUUCCCAUCGUUGUGUUUCCGCUCGGUGCACUUGGUGUCGCUGUUCCCGUCCUAUUAUCCCUUCACGCAAUUCAACCCACAGAUGAUCUUCACUGCGACUCUAGUCAUCCCAUAUGGGGACGAUUCUUAGGCUAUGCGGGCAUAGUCCAUGAUUCUUGCGGUUCCAUGUUUAUUCCUGUCUGCAAUAGCAGCCCACCACGUAUUCAGAAUACACACGGUGCAUCGUGAGCUUUUCAAGCUCACAGCCCCACAUUCACAUUCCCUGUCGGUUGAAAGGGAAGUCAACAUCAUUGAACCCUCAAAAAACCCGCCUUUGCCGCCUAUACCC
Molecule: messenger RNA, 911 nt
Organism: Suillus subalutaceus
Lineage: Eukaryota; Fungi; Basidiomycota; Agaricomycetes; Boletales; Suillaceae
Exons: 6
Coding region: 284-811 (175 amino acids)
Source: RefSeq, a predicted model, not a curated record